CAUCCGGCAGCAGCUUGAUGUCAUAAUAUAAUCUGACGACAAUUAAAUUAGUGUCUCGCGAUUCUCAUCGAUACCCCUCUUUUUCCCUUUUAUUUAAGCUCUUAAGAAGUCAUCCAUACAUCUUCUACAGCUAGAAUUCUCUGCAGUUUUCUUAUAAACCUGGAGUGCUGGUACUAAAGCGAGGACUGAGAAAGGAGAAGAAGAUCAUGAAGGCUAGACUUCCACAGUCAAAGUUGCUUUGAUAGAAUGGGUAAUAAUUCUUGGAUUGAUGAUGAAUUUUGGAAAAAUUUGUCCAAAAUUAAUGAAACCAAUCCAAGUGAAGAUUUUAAUUGGUCGCCAGAAAACACAGAUCAGGGACCUGUUCAAGAUCGUAAUCCGCAGCACGAAAUACCAGAACCAGAAUUGUUGCCUCAUGUUGAACCCAACCAUGGACACUCGUUAAAUCAAGCAGCAGAGCCAUCCCCUGAGCCCAGUAGAAGCGGUGGUAAUCUUUCGGCCAGAAAAAAUAGAAGAGGUCAUAAACCCAAACUAACCCCGUCUGAGAGGAAGGAACACAGAAAGAUAACUCUUAAAAAGCAUCGUCUGAAAGUGAAGGGUGUUUUGAAGAACGCGAUAGAAGCAAAGGAGGAUAUAGAGAAGCAAUCAGCGGCAUUGCAGUCAGUAAAUGAAAGCCAGUUAAAAUAUAUCCAACAGUUAGAAAAGAAAAUCAACGAGCUGAAAUCCCAGGGACAUGAAUUGCAAACAAAUGUGCAGGGACAAAGCGAACAUGUUGAGCAAAUGAUCAUGGAGUGGUUAGCAUUCCAACCAUGCAAUGCAACUGUGCCUGCAGCUGCAGCUGCAGCUGUAUUUUUUAGGAAACUUGAGGAAAACGAAAAGAGCAAAAUUGGUUUCAAUGACUUCACAGACUUGCAUGAGAAGCAGGAGUGCAGAACAGUUGGGAAGUACCAAAUCCCAUUGUCUUUAGUACCUACUGCUGAAAAAAUCACUAAGGUUCAUGGUGAUGUUUGUGCAACAAGCACAAUUAGUCCCAACUAUGCUGAAGAUAUCUAUAUUCUGUUCUGUGCAACAAUCAAAGAAAUGGAUGAACUACCAGUUGAGAAAGUCACAGAGGAAACCGUGUUGAAGUGGGGAGUUGCAAUCAAGAAUGCUUUAUGUAUCAACUUUAAAGUGGAAUUUGCCAUGAGGCAUCUGAAGCAAACUAUAGCACAUCGAUACAUUGGUAUGAAAGUUUGCGAAGAAGCUGAGAAAAUGGAUGCUGACAUCGCAAAAGUUGAGGCUUACCUGAGUUGUUUAAAAGAGUGCAAGACGGUCAAAGACUUUGCCAAAGGGUUUGGUGACAAGCCAUUCAGUGAAGGUCUAUGGGGUUAGUCUGUCUCUGAAAAGAUGUAAUUUGCUUUCUAUUUCCAUUUGCUGUUGUUUCUGUUUCUUCUUUUGGAUUUCCAUUUGUAUCUGAGAGUUCUUUUGUAUUUCGUGCAUGAUCAUCUAUGUGGAGCAACACCUUGUUCUUUGUGUUGUAGAGUUUCCCUUUGUAUGCCUCGGGUGAUUGUCUUAGAUGGGCCAAUAACCUGUCCUCUACUCCGUUAAUAAAAUUGUUUGUAAGUA
Molecule: messenger RNA, 1602 nt
Organism: Rubroshorea leprosula
Lineage: Eukaryota; Viridiplantae; Streptophyta; Magnoliopsida; Malvales; Dipterocarpaceae
Source: the annotation of a GenBank genome assembly